This is a messenger RNA of Phasianus colchicus (ring-necked pheasant), 2130 nucleotides long. The record is from RefSeq and is a predicted model, not a curated record. Lineage: Eukaryota; Metazoa; Chordata; Aves; Galliformes; Phasianidae.
UGGCCCUUCGGCCCGGGCUCGUCGCCCUCCGGCUGCUGCCUGGUCGAGCUCCUCCCGCAGGUGAUGGAGAAGUACCAGGUGCUGGGCCUCAUCGGGGAGGGCAGCUACGGGGUGGUGAGCAGGUGCAGGAACAAGGAGAGCGGGCAGGUGGUGGCUGUCAAAAAGUUCCUGGAGAGCGAGGACAACGCGGCAGUGAGGAAGAUCGCCGUGCGGGAGAUCAAGCUGCUGAAGCAACUCAGGCAUGAGAAUCUUGUGAGCCUGCUGGAAGUGUAUAAAAAGAAGAAACGGUGGUAUCUGGUGUUUGAAUUUGUGGAUCACACGGUGCUUGAUGAUCUUGAGGCAUUUCCAAAUGGACUAGACUACAGCAGAGUUCGGAAAUACUUAUUUCAAAUUUUGAGAGGAAUAGCAUUUUGUCACAGCCACAACAUAAUACAUCGGGAUAUUAAGCCAGAGAACAUACUGGUCUCCCAGUCAGGAGUGAUAAAACUCUGUGAUUUUGGUUUUGCUCGUACAUUGGCAGCUUCUGGGGAAGCUUAUACAGACUAUGUGGCAACUCGAUGGUACAGAGCUCCAGAGCUGCUGGUGGGAGACACGAAAUAUGGCAGGGCUGUGGAUGUGUGGGCUAUUGGCUGUCUGGUAAUAGAAAUGCUCACAGGAGAGCCCCUGUUCCCUGGAGAUUCAGACAUUGACCAGCUCUACCAUAUCACCAAGUGCCUGGGUAAUUUAAUUCCAAGACACCAAGAGUUAUUCUGUAAAAAUCCCCUUUUUGCUGGCAUGAGGUUGCCUGAAGUGAAAGAGGCUGAAUCUCUGGACAGACGAUAUCCUAAACUCUCUGCUUCAGUGCUAGAUUUAGCCAAGAAGUGUUUGCAGAUUGACCCAGACAAAAGACCAUCCUGUGCUGAACUCUUGCAGAGCGACUUCUUUAACAAGGAUGGAUUUGCUGAAAGAUUUGCUCAGGAGCUUAAAUUAAGGAUCCACAAAGAAGCCAAGGACCAUCAAUUAAAAAAAAAAUCAAAAAUCAGCCGAGGAGAUAAAGAUGAUGCUGUAGAAGAAAGAAAGAUGCUUGGUGUACAGGAUUUCAACGCUGACCCAAGGAGCAGAGAUGAAAAGAUGUUCAAAGUGAAGUGUUCUAAAGCUGAUGGAGAGAAAGCAGAGCGAUCUUCCGACCUGAGCUCCCUCUAUGACAGUGCAAUCAACCCAUUCAAAAUAUGCUCUCAAACCAACCUGAAAGAUUCCAGUAGCAACCCGGACUACAUCAAGAAUGCAGGCAUCAUUAUUCCUCCCAUUAACCAGAAUGUUUCUCCCACUGUGUCUGCGGUGGUGCCUGUGCCUAGGAACUGUAACUACAGAGUUCCUGAAAGGAGUAAGAAUUACUUGAAACCAUUUUUAAAGCAAAUGAAGCAUUCUCCAGCAGGCCAUUACAGUGUAAGCUUGACUUCGGUCUCUAAUGAAAAGAACAUCCUUCAGGGAAAUAGGAAAAAAAGGGAAUUCUCUAAGACAGAUGUGCAUUUGCCAGAACUAAAUCAUCUCCCUGAACUGAAAGGAGUGGAAGGAUGGCAUCCCAGAUAUCUCAAAAAGGAAAAUAAAACAGUUUCAGAGUCCCGGGUCCCCUCCCUUGCUGCUAUUGACCUUCACAACACAAGUCUGGCCUCACAACAGUGUACUGAAAAGCUUAAGGCAAGAGGACCUUUAGAAGCAGAGCUGUUUACCACCUACAGUAAGCCCGAAAGCACUGUGCUGACACAUUAUAAAGAACUUCCAGCUCAAAUAUGAAUCAUAUGACUUCCCCAGUCACAGCCAUCUUCAGCGGAAGUUUCACCUUCCUGAAGAUGCGUAAAAGAUGAUAUUUUAAUGCAGGUAACUUAAUUUACACAGCAUUACAAUACAAAGAUUUUAGCUACAUUCAAAGGGGAGAAAAGUAUACCAGAUAGAAAUGAUACAGUUUUGUUACAGAGAGCUUCUCUUCACCACAUGCUAUGUAUGAAGUCUUCACUGUUCUUUAGCAUUAGUUUCAGAAACCUGUUCUCACAUCAUCCCAGUUUUUCUCCUGCAAAUAACAGAGCACUACAAAAAACAAUGCAAGGAUUUAUUCUAUACAGGAUUGGUUAUCAUCCCAGAUUGUCCUAUCAU